GUGAGAGUUCAUUAGUUGAAAAACCGCCAAACAUAGCUGAGCUGUGAGUGAAAAGCCAAUUGCGACGCUGCUACAACUAUAAUAAAAUUCUCAAAGAAUUAAAGAAAAAAUCGAAGAAGACCUACCACUUACAACUAGAAAUAUUGUGCAUAAUAAGCCAAGAAGAAAUAGAGAGUUUUACGAAAGGCUGUCAAAACCACCGCAAUUUUUCAAAAUUGUUUUUGUGAUUUCUUUAAUAUCAUUACAACAUUCAUACACAUACGAGAACAUACAUAUAAGAGGCGCUGAGAAAGUUAUUUUACAAAGCAGAUAGUAGAAGGAAUUAAAAACGAAAUAUUUUUAAUAUAAAAGUAUAAAUCAGCAAUUUAAGUUACUUGCAAAUAAAUAAAAAAAAAAAGCUUACUCAGUAUGAAAGUGGACGCUGCUACCCUGGAAGUCAUUUCGCCAAAAGUGCAAAUCACUGACAACUACAUCGACACCGAUUAUGAGUAUCAGACAUCGCAUGUCAAACGCACCGCCAAUGGCAAAAUUCAGGUUCACCCCGAGACAACUGGGCUCAAGAUUCGCACCGAUCGCCGUGUACCUAAAUUGGGUCUUAUGCUUGUCGGCUGGGGCGGCAAUAACGGCUCAACACUCACGGCUGCUUUAGAGGCUAAUCGCCGUCAAUUGCAAUGGCGCAAACGCACUGGCAUACAGAAAGCCAACUGGUUCGGUUCUAUUACGCAGGCAUCGACCGUACUAAUUGGUUCCGAUGAGGAUGGCAAGGAUUGUAAUGUGCCCAUGAAAGAUCUCGUGCCCAUGGUUAAUCCCGAUGAUAUCAUCGUCGACGGUUGGGACAUUAGCUCGUUGAAUAUUGCUGAGGCCAUGCAACGUGCCCAAGUAUUGGAUAUUGAGCUGCAAGAUCAAUUAUAUAAGGAUUUGUCGGCACUCAAGCCACGGCCAUCUAUUUACGACCCGGAUUUCAUUGCAGCCAAUCAGAAUGAUCGCGCUGACAAUCUUAUUAAGGGUACUAAAUUUGAGCAAUAUGAACAGUUGCGUCGCGACAUACGUGAUUUCAAACAGACAUCUGGUGUGGAUAAGGUGGUCAUAUUGUGGACUGCUAAUACGGAGCGAUUCUGUCGUAUAGAAAAGGGUUUGAACACCACCAUGGCAGAGUUGGAGGCAUCGUUGAAGGUAAACAAGGCGGAGAUAUCGCCUUCGACUAUUUUUGCAAUGGCAAGCAUUGAUGAGGGUUGCACCUACAUCAAUGGCUCACCGCAAAAUACUUUUGUACCUGGUCUCAUUGAAUUGGCUGAGCACAAGGGAGUCUUUAUCGCUGGCGACGACUUCAAAUCGGGACAAACUAAGCUAAAGUCGGUGUUGGUCGAUUUCUUGGUGGGCGCGGGUAUUAAGCCAGUGUCCAUUGUGAGUUACAAUCAUUUGGGCAACAACGAUGGCAAGAACUUGUCUGCGCCGCAGCAGUUCCGCUCGAAAGAGAUCUCAAAGAGCAAUGUCGUCGACGACAUGGUCGAAUCGAACGCGGUGCUUUACAAACCCAACGAACAUCCCGAUCACGUGGUAGUCAUCAAGUAUGUACCCUAUGUGGGUGACAGCAAGCGUGCCAUGGAUGAGUACACCUCGGAAAUUAUGAUGGGCGGCCAUAAUACGCUCGUCAUACACAAUACCUGUGAGGAUUCGCUACUUGCCUCGCCGCUCAUUCUCGACUUGGUCAUCUUGGGCGAAUUAUGUUCACGCAUACAGCUCAAGAGUGGUGAACGCGCCGACGCUCCAUGGAUCUCCUUCAGUCCAGUGCUCUCGUUGCUCAGCUAUUUAUGCAAGGCGCCAUUGGUGCCACAUGGUGCACAAGUGGUAAAUUCACUUUUCCGCCAACGUUCGGCUAUUGAGAAUAUCUUACGCGGCUGCAUUGGUCUGCCACCCAACUCGCAUAUGAUGUUGGACCAACGUUUUGAUUUUGCGUCUAUCACCAAUGAGCCGCCUACAAAGAAAUUGAAAGGAGUAGCGAAUAACUUUGCCGCCGAGUUGAAUGGAAACAAAGCCAAUGGUCAUAUCGCCAAGGUAGCAGCGAAGGUGGCGUCCAAUGGUCAUUAUGCCAAUGGUAAUGCGAAUGGUCUUCUGAAUCAUUAAUAAGUGAUGAAAAGAUGGAAGCGGAUGCAGUAUGUUGAUGAAUAGGAGGGCAAUUAGUAUUAAAGUUUAUAUGUAUGUAUCAGUAUGCAUCAUUCCCUACAACCUCAUCCCUUUUUUAUGUUGUUUUUCAAAUCACUUUUUUCCACCAACACCUUUUGAGUGCUUUUUGUUUCUGAAGGUCCAAUUUAUGAGUGCUCUGAAUGUUUAAACUCCGUUUAACCCUGUAAUAUUGCGCGUUUAAAUUCGGUUUACCCCAGUUAAAUGUGCACUGGAAAGCAGCGUUAAACUUACGCUGAGAAACUGGGCUAAAUGGCGCAAUUUGCCGGCAAUUUAUAAAUUAGUACAUACUCUGUAGUUUUUAGCCGAUAUAUGUGUAUAUACAUGUAAAAAUAUAUUCCUUAAAAAAUAUGGUAAUUAUCUAUUUUACAACCCAGGAGUAAAAUUUCAUCAGAAGUAUUAGGUAUGGCUGUCAAUCGACAGGUUUCGGUGCCCAUUGUAAUAUUCCAAUAACGCAGUUAACGGGUUAAAAGAAUUGCGUUGGCGCAGGUAAAAUAGAUAAUCACCCAAAAUAUUCCAUACGAGAAAUAGUUUUGCAUACAAAUAAAGCAUUGUUGACUAUUUUCACCUGUUGUGGCAUAUUUGAUAUCAAAACUUUUUGAAAUGUACCUAAAUAUAUAUUUUUAAUAAAAAUAAUUGUACUAUAUUACAAGUAAAGAAACGGUAAUAGAAAAGUGAGAAAUUGGGUCGCAUUUUCAGGAAAAUUUAUAUAAAUUAAUGAAAAUUAAUUAGAAUGGUAUAUAAAAAUAUAACUUGAAUAAAUUGUGAAGAAUUCAAUUUUUCGAAAAGAAAUAAAAGAAAAAUUAUUAACUUCAACAAAGAGUAGUAUUUAAUUUUUGUGAACUAUUGUACAUAUUUAAAGCAUUUCGCUAGUGUUGAGUAUUUGCUGGAAAUUGUAAUUAAAUUGUUUCGUCUGGUUGGACAAAAACCAAAAAAAGAUCCGCAUAUUUUUCUCAGUACUUAGCAUUUCAUUAAGAACUAUUUUAAGCCCGAAUUUUAUUUUUGAAUGCAAUAAGUUUAACUAUUCAAACAAGAAAAAAAAAGUUUAUAAAAUUUUUAGUUUUAAUUCUCAUUGAAAAGGUUGAUACAUUUAAACAAAUUGUACGUGAAUUGUCUAAAAACCACAAACACAUUGUUUUUAAUAAAGAAUGGUAGUACCGAUUUCAAUGGAAACUA
Messenger RNA from Anastrepha ludens (Mexican fruit fly), 3357 nucleotides. It is a transcript of the gene Inos, whose product is annotated as inositol-3-phosphate synthase. Gene Ontology annotation, molecular function: inositol-3-phosphate synthase activity. Gene Ontology annotation, cellular component: cytoplasm. NCBI's taxonomy places the organism in Eukaryota, Metazoa, Arthropoda, Insecta, Diptera, Tephritidae. The transcript has 4 exons. Bases 409 to 2124 code for a protein of 571 amino acids. The record is from RefSeq and is a predicted model, not a curated record. Gene Ontology annotation, biological process: phospholipid biosynthetic process; inositol biosynthetic process.